UGCCCUAACUUUGAAAGUGCAGAUUUUCAAAGUGGAGGGGGUGUUAGUGGGCAAUGGUCAGAGGUAUAUAAGGGAUACCUGAUCAACCAUACUCAUCACUUACUAAGCUGAUUCAACUACACCACCUCAACAAUGGCCUUCAAGUUUGUAGUUCUCGCCGCCCUCGUGGCAACCGCAAGCGCAGGAUUCAUCGGCGCACCUUUGGGUUACGCUGCGGCACCAGCACCCCUAGCGUAUGCAGCCCCAAUUGCAAAGGCAGUGGUAGCGAAAACCAUCGACGCCGAUUUUGACCCUCAUCCACAAUACAGUUACUCCUACGACGUGCAAGACGCCCUCACCGGAGACUCAAAAAGCCAACACGAAACCCGUGACGGAGAUUUAGUGCACGGAAGUUAUUCGCUCCUUGAAUCUGACGGAACACGCCGCACCGUCGACUACACCGCUGACGCCAUCAAUGGAUUCAACGCCGUUGUUCGCAAAGAACCCGCAGCAAUUGCCGUGAAAGCCGCCGUAGCCGCUCCAGUUGUUGCCGCAGCUGCCGCUCCAGUUGCCUACGCUCAAUACGCGCAUGCGCCAGCGAUCGCCGCACCUGCGCACAUCGCCUACAGUGCACCAGCUGCGCACUACGCCUACAGCGCUCCAUUGGCGCACACGAAGUUCGUCUCCCCCCUCUCCUACGCCAGCCACGCCUACAUCCACUGAUUUACCUCAAAAAUUCUUUCUAUUUAUUUGCAAAUUAUCGAGUCUCAUUAAAUGAUUUUAUAAAACAUUGAAAAAA
This is a messenger RNA of Leptopilina heterotoma, 778 nucleotides long. RefSeq names its product larval cuticle protein A3A-like. The coding region runs from base 133 to 702 and encodes 189 amino acids. The record is from RefSeq and is a predicted model, not a curated record. Gene Ontology annotation, cellular component: extracellular matrix. The transcript has 2 exons. NCBI's taxonomy places the organism in Eukaryota, Metazoa, Arthropoda, Insecta, Hymenoptera, Figitidae.